Molecule: messenger RNA, 1698 nt
Organism: Galleria mellonella (greater wax moth)
Lineage: Eukaryota; Metazoa; Arthropoda; Insecta; Lepidoptera; Pyralidae
Exons: 2
Coding region: 133-459 (108 amino acids)
Source: RefSeq, a predicted model, not a curated record
UUCAUGUCCAGUUGCCGAGACGAUGCUCUAUCAAGCACACGACUAAUUAUACCUAUUAUGAUUGUAUAAGUGGAUAAUAAAAUAAUUUUAUAUUAUAAAGUGUAGUGGAUUUGAACAGCAAAAUAUAACAAUAUGGACGCAGAGAAACAGCCGUUGCUCAGUUCAGUCAGGAAUAUGACUAUAAACGGUGUUUUCAGGCCAUUAACUUAUGAAGAGGUUCUACAAGCAAGACACGAUGUAAAUUGGCGCCGAGCGAGAUUCCUCCUAAUCCUUAUGUUCUGGGCAAUAAUUGCCAUGUUUCUCUCAACCAUUGUUUGUAUCCUGGUCACGGCACCAAAGUGUAACUCAUUUACUAACAAUAUGGGCCCAGCGCUGGCCGUACCUCCAGUUCAUAUGACGUUUGCGCCAUUAAUAUCUCAAGGAAGAACACUGACUGACGAUGCUAUGUACACCUUGUAAGAAAUAAUAUUGUAUAGUUAACAAAAUAUUAAGAGAAGUAUUUGCCUGUCACAAUGGGAAGUUUUGUUAGAAAAUCUACUUUACUUGAAUCGUAAUACGAUUAAUUUUACAGUCGAACUCAUAAUCUUGUACGAAUUAUAAGAAAAGAAUUCUAUUAUGGUUUUUGUAAAGGGGGGGUUUUGUGUUAGCGUUAAUUCAACUAGGAAUUACCAUAUUGUUAGAAAAAGAUUCGAGAUUAACAAAAAAUUAUAUUAUAAAUUAAAUGCCUAAGAUAAAUAUAUGUUAUAAAAGAAUAAUUAUUGUCUAAGUAAUAACAUAAAGUAAUUAACCACAUAAGACUGAAAAUGGACGGAUACUGGUUGAAAUGAUGAUGAUGGUAAGUCUGAAAAUAAGACAAUAAAGAAUUUAAGAAAAUAUGUAUUAUCGUUUUAUAAUUUUUUAAACAUAUUACAAAAUAUUUUGUAUAAAAUUUAUAUUUCAAAUGUUACACUUAUUAUUACUGUUAAAAAAUAUUAUUCAAGAAAUACAUCCAUAGAAACAAAUUCAAAUGUAACGGUCGACAAUUUAUUUAAGUAUAAACAUAAUAUUUUACAUUUUUUAAUUAAAUAUAAUUAUUUCAAAAGUUAUGCCGAAAGCAGAUUAUAAGAGCAAGCAUAAUUAUGCUCAAAAGAGAUAAUAGAUUUCAGAAUUUCAGUGAUGAGAAUGAUCAGUCAUGAAGCUGUUUGAAAAUUUUAUGACGUAAUGUCUAUCUUUUGAAAUAAACAUAUUUAUUUAGAUAGUUAUUAAGGCCAUCAAAAGUGAAUUAUUUUCUAUGGGACACAUUGGGUUCAUAACAAUUUAUCAUUAUAAGACUACAAAACUUCCAUAUAAAGAAGUUAAUGAAUUAUGGAUGAAGAUAUCGUGACUUAUUGAUAAAAUUAUUGACACGUUUUUUUAUAUCAUAGGAAAUGUCAAAUAAUCUACCAAUUCAAUCUCUCUUUAGUUUACGAAUAUGACAGCAUAUUCUAAAACGAGCAUUAAUGCUCUUUUGUAUUAUGGGAUUAGCAUAUUUUGCACUAAGAACUUUGUACAUAACAUUUAAAAUAAAGAGAAUAUUAUCAUAAAAAAAAAAAUAAAAACUGUCAGUUUUGUAUUUAGAAUUAUCCUAAAUAAUACUUGAAUACAUUGUGUGUAUCAUAAAAAUUGUAAGACAUGCAAAAAUGCCUAACAUAUCCUUUAAAUAAAUGACUAAACACCAAA